AUGACAAAGCCUCCUGAUGGAGAUCUCAUAACGCAGGUAUUGCCAUUGGAGUUGGUCAAGCAGGCGUCAGAACAAUCCGAGGUGUUGAGAUUGUAUGACAAAACUCGCAGAGUUUCUGUGAGAGCCAUGGCCGUGGCCUCAUCGGCGUGGUUAAGACGGGAAGCCUUGACGUUUGUUCGUCGGGCUUUGUCCGGCAUUGUCAACGACGAAGAACAGAAAGAGAGGGCUAGUGGUCACGAGAGGCAGCCUUGGCUGAGGCUGUGCACGGAACUUUUGGCUGGCGUUGACGUGCAGUCGUCCAGUCUCUACUUCUGCUGCACGGCUACCACAGCCAUUUACAUCGUCAACUCCGCUGUGGCACCGAUGCAGUAUUUCGAGAGACAUGCGACUCGUCUGGGCAAGUGGACCCUCUAUCUCAUGCGCCACAUCACGAUUGUGAUAGGAUGUACCAAGAAACUGUGCACGAUAUGA
Cryphonectria parasitica EP155 is the source of this 471-nucleotide messenger RNA. RefSeq lists its product as uncharacterized. The transcript has 7 exons. Lineage: Eukaryota; Fungi; Ascomycota; Sordariomycetes; Diaporthales; Cryphonectriaceae. Bases 1 to 471 code for a protein of 156 amino acids. The record is from RefSeq and is a predicted model, not a curated record.